Molecule: messenger RNA, 850 nt
Organism: Nicotiana attenuata
Lineage: Eukaryota; Viridiplantae; Streptophyta; Magnoliopsida; Solanales; Solanaceae
Product: ethylene-responsive transcription factor ERF022-like
Exons: 1
Coding region: 37-621 (194 amino acids)
Biological process (GO): regulation of DNA-templated transcription
Molecular function (GO): DNA binding; DNA-binding transcription factor activity
Source: RefSeq, a predicted model, not a curated record
ACAACCAAGAAAGAAAAAAAAAACCUUGCUAGGAAAAUGGAAGAUCAUCAAGAAAAAAGCAAUAUUCAUAUGUAUAGAGGAGUAAGGAAGAGAAAAUGGGGGAAAUGGGUGUCGGAGAUACGCGAACCGGGGAAGAAAACACGAAUAUGGCUAGGAAGUUAUGAGACACCGGAGAUGGCUGCAGCAGCCUAUGAUGUUGCUGCAUUUCAUCUAAAAGGCGAGAGAGCAAGACUCAAUUUCCCCGAAUUAACCGAUAGUUUUCCAAAACCCUCAAGUUCUAAGCCUGAAGAUGUGCAAAUGGCAGCUCAUGAAGCAGCAAUGAGGUUCAAAAGACAAACUCCGGAGCCACCCGAGAGCGGUGGCUGUGGCGGUGGUGGCACGGUGGUUCCGGUGAGGGUAGGUCUAUCGUCGAGUCAAAUUCAGGCGAUUAAUGAGUCGCCGUUGGACUCACCUAAAAUGUGGAUGGAGCUAGCUGGGGCUUUGUUAUUACGAGAUCCUGUUAGAGAGUACACUUGUUCCUCGUAUUCUUUUACCGAUCCUAUGGUAUUGGGUGAAGACAUGGUUGAGUUUGAGGAGUGGGAUGAAAUGCAACAGCAUCAUGAUUCCAUUUGGGAUUUUUAGGUGGAAAAAAAAUUCCAUAUGGCCCCUUUUAGUAUUUAUAUUUUAGCAAAGAUUAUUAGGGGCCAAUUUAAGAAGAAGAAAAAAAAGAGAACAAAAGCUUAACGAAGGUUAUUUAUUUUUUAUUUUCCCCCUUUUCUGCAGAAAUAGAGAUUCUUUUAGAGAAUAUUUGUUAUAUUGUAAUCUUGAGGAGUCCAUGACGAUUUACUAAAUCAAUAGAAAAAAGAUAAUG